GACGGCUGCUUCGGCCGCGCGGCUUCGCCUUUGCACUGCUGCAAGGCGCGGAGGCUGUCGCAGUGUCCUGGCGUGACUCCGGAGGGUCCCUGCUGCCAGCUGCGGGCAUGGUCUGGAGCAGUGGCGCCGCGCCCAGGCCUGGAGAAGGCCACGGGACAUCUGCUUCGUUUGAAGCUGCGCCUCGUCGCCUGCGCGCACGCGCGCGUCGCCGGCUCGGAGCCCGGCGCCUGCGGCCCGCGCUGCCUGGCGCUCCUCUCCUCGGAUCUGGAGGAGAUCCUGCGUAGCGGCCCCAAGGGGGAGGCAACAUCUGGCCGCUUGAGCUUCCAGGAGGAGGUUGCUGCAGCUGCAUUGUGCUUUCGGCUACUCCUCUUCCGCCGCAGCAUGCAGAAAUCUGCAGACAACUUCGGCAAGAAUCUUCCGAUGAAGUUCUUGCAAGAGUUCGCAUUCCUCUGGGAGAUGAGCCAUUUCCUGAACUGGCAACAUCUGCUGGAAUCUGGUUGGCCUGUGUUUGGUCUCUUUCGCCUCGUCGUGCAGCACUGGCCCAGAUCUGGCACGGCUGGAAACGAAACGGUGCGCCGCACACAUCGCGGCAAUGCGACAGCAUCGGUUUGUGAUGGGCCCUCGUCAAAGCUUCGUUCGUCAUUGGAGGCGAUGGGCUCCGACAUCGACGGUGAGGGACUGCGGGUUCCGGGGGUGGGCGAGCCGAAGGAGUGCGGCUGGCAGGAAUCGCUUGGGAAGCUGCUCAUGACGGCCUGGCUGAUCUACAACGCGAACUCUUACCGGUACCACAUGUACAAUGGCGAGUCCUUCGCACCGCUGGAAGACAUGCCCUUCUACGAAAUGGUGCUACACCGGUCCUGGGAGCAAAGUCUGCUGGGACUCACCGGCGACGCCUCGCAAGGGCAAAGAGGAACCGUGGAGACGACGGCGCAGCUGUUGCAGAGCCGAUGGGAUCCCUGGGAUCUUCUGAGCUCGCUGGAAGUUCUCCACCUACAUCGCUCCUGGAGGCUCUUCAAGGAAAUCCUGCCUGCGCAGCCCGUCAUUGUCGAGGCCGGUGCCAAUGACGGAAUUCACGAGGCGAUCUGGCUCCAGGAGUGGCCAACGGCACAGAUCAUGGCGUUUGAGCCAGAUCCGACAUGCUUUGCCCACCUGACGAGGAACCUCAGAGAUGUAAUGGGUCGCGCAAACCCCAACUCGAAGCUGCUGAACAUGGCCUUAUCCGGCAAAGUGGGACAGAUGGAUUUCUACCUCCGUGACGGAAAUUUUUCGACGAGCGCGGUGAACACGCUCCAUGAGCCGACGGACUGGUUCAACGAGCACUUUCCGCAGAUAAGCUGGCAGCGGGAGACCGUGAAAGUCCAGACGAUGCCAUUGGAUUCCCUGGCUUUCUAUGACGUGCAUGCUGUGGAUUUCCUCGAGCUGGAUGUGCAGUGCCAUGAGUACAACGUGCUGCAGGCCUCCAUCAAGAUCCUGCCGACCAUCACGAUCAUGCAGAUCGAGGCAUGCCUGCCCCCUGGCAUGUGCAAGGGUACGGCGCUCUACGAGGACAUCCGAACUCUGCUCACGCAACGGGGCUUCUCGUUGCUGGCCACGGAUGCGAAGCCAGACUCCCUGCUGCAUCCCCAGGAUCGCUGCUUCGAUGCUCUCUUUGUGAACCUGGCCAAGGAACCCACAGGAGCCUUGGCUGCGCUUGACGUGGCACGAGGCCUGGACGCCAGGUGA
Messenger RNA from Symbiodinium sp. CCMP2456, 1722 nucleotides. Lineage: Eukaryota; Dinophyceae; Suessiales; Symbiodiniaceae. The record is from the annotation of a GenBank genome assembly.